This is a messenger RNA of Melospiza georgiana, 1368 nucleotides long. RefSeq names its product transmembrane protein 26 (gene TMEM26). The record is from RefSeq and is a predicted model, not a curated record. The coding region runs from base 1 to 1098 and encodes 365 amino acids. The transcript has 6 exons. Lineage: Eukaryota; Metazoa; Chordata; Aves; Passeriformes; Passerellidae.
AUGGAGCUGAUGGUGCUGCUCAACGCCCUGGUCACCCGCCUGCUCUUCGUGCUGCACUCGCUCAUCGGGGUCUGGAGAGUGACCGCCGUGAAGAAGGAGCCCAAGUACUGGCUGCUGGCGCUGCUCAAUCUUCUCCUGUGCCUGGAGACAGGGCUCACCCUCAAGUUUAAGCAAGGCAGAGGCUACAAAUGGUUUUCACCAGCAAUAUUUUUAUAUCUGAUUUGCAUAGUACCAUCACUAUGGCUACUAGAAAUUCAUCAUGGGACUCAGUACUGUGGCAAUGAGCCUGGGGCUGUUCAGGUCAAUGUCAGCAAUCAAGACUUCAAUCAAUCCAGAGAGAGCAGUCAUGGAAGUGAGGGAACAGAUCACCACAUCAUUCAGACGGCUAAAGUCUUUGUCAAUCAGCUCUCCACAAUCUGUGAGACUGUAUGGACACUGGCUCUCCACCAGACUUUUCUACUGCUACUAGUAGUUGGGAGAUGGCUUCUCCCCAUUGGAGUUGAAAUCACCCGGGAUCAGUUGUCUCAGCUGCUUCUCAUGUUUGUGGGAACAGCAGCAGAUAUACUUGAAUUUGCUAGUGAGACCUUGGACAUUGAGGAUGUUCGGAAGAAUUACGCUCUCAUAAAUGCAAUUCUUGCUGUAUGGACCUGGAGUAUGUUACAGUUUCCACUUGAUCUUGCAGUACAGCAUAUUGGCUGCAAACCAAGCGCGUCGGCCAGGCGGAUCCCCAGCCUGCUGCUGUGCAGGUACAGUGCGGAACUGUGGAACAUCGGUGUCAGUCUUUUCAUACAGGAUGGCCCCUUCUUCAUUGUGCGUUCAAUUCUCAUGGGCCACUUCAGAAUAUUCAAUCAGAUGCUGGUGUUUUUUACAGCUAAGAAUAUCUUAGUUGUGACUCUGCAGUUGUACCGCCUGGCAGUGAUAACCUUAGACUUCCGUAGCACCGUUCUGCAGAAGAGCAGGAAAGGAGAAGUCUGUUGCUGCCCAUGCGAGCCUUAUGAAGCUCAUGCUCAUGCUACUGGUCGCCAAGAGAAUGAAAUGAAAGAGUUUGUUGCUGUUCCUCCAAAAGAGGAAUCCCAAGCUCCCUCAGAAGAUCACUGAGCAAUUACUGACUUGGAAGAGGUUGCAUUUCCCACAGCUUCUUCAGAAGGGCUUUGUCAGUUUCUGUGAUCAAAUACAUCUUGAGUGCCUAAGUCAUCUUUUCCAUCAAGAGAACAUUCAUUUCUUCUAAACUGUAGGGGAACUUUUCUCAAGCAAAUUGUUAGCAAUGGGACCUUUUUAAAAUCCAUUUGUAUGGUGGGUUUUGACUAGUUCCAUAUUAUAUUAUUCACAGGGAUUUUGUAGCCAUAGUUUGUAGUAUCAAAAAAGGUU